CAAUGGCAACAUCUGAGAUUAACUGGGACAGGUUAGAUAAAACAAAGUUCUAUGUCGUGGGAGCAGGACUCUUUACGGGUGUUACAGUGGCACUCUACCCAGUUUCUGUCGUGAAAACUAGAUUGCAGGUUGCUUCAAAGGAUACUCUGGAGCGAAAUGCAUUUUCUGUUGUGAAAGGAUUGCUUAAAACGGAUGGCAUCCCUGGUCUGUAUAAAGGUUUUGGCACGGUUAUCACUGGUGCCAUUCCUGCCAGAAUCAUAUUCCUCACUGCCUUAGAGACUACAAAGGUGGCUUCCUUUAGGAUGCUUGAGCCAUUUAGGUUAUCUGAAACUACCCAGGCUGCCAUAUCAAAUGGAAUUGCAGGCAUGGUAUCGUCGCUUUUGUCACAAGCUGUGUUUGUUCCAAUUGACGUGGUUAGUCAAAAGUUGAUGGUGCAAGGAUACUCAGGCCAUGCCCAAUAUAGUGGUGGUUUGGAUGUUGCUCGUAAGGUGUUAAGGUCUGAUGGAAUCAGGGGAUUAUAUAGAGGUUUUGGUCUAUCUGUCAUGACUUAUUCACCAUCUAGUGCUGUAUGGUGGGCAAGUUAUGGCUCAAGUCAACGCUUCUUAUGGAGAUUCUUGGGAGAUAGGUUCAGUGAGGAAGGUACUCCUCCUAGUCUAUCAAAGAUUAUUAUGGUUCAGGCCAGUGGAGGGAUUUUCGCUGGUGCUACUGCAUCCUGCAUUACAACCCCAUUGGAUACUAUCAAGACAAGGUUACAGGUGAUGGGGCUUGAAAACAAAAGUUCUGUAAAACAAAUUGUCAAAGACUUGAUAGUUGAGGAUGGUUGGAAAGGUUUAUAUAGAGGAUUAGGUCCAAGAUUUUUCAGCAUGUCAGCAUGGGGUACUUCAAUGAUAUUGGCCUAUGAAUAUCUGAAGCGAUUAUGUGCAAAAGAUGAAGAGGCAGUUGGUAAUUGACUUUCUUUUCUUGUCGUGACUUGAAAGGUUGCAGUUCAAAAAAGGUCUUGACAUCACGGUUAAACUUUUGAUAGAGUUAUACUAACUGAUUGUUCAAGGAAAUUAUCGUUGGAUACAUAGAUAUAGAUUUUUUCGUACUAGAAAAUUGUUUUCAUUCUUUUUGACAAUUAAAUUGGAUUGGGUGUAUUCUUUUCCCACACUGUUAUGAUAAUGUACAAUGGGAAGAAAAAAGUUAACAAUCAGAUUUAUUUUUUCCUUUUCCCUCUAAAUCUAUGCUAAUUUCAGAUUUGCCUCCAUACCACUGCCUUUUCGUCUUUCGAUUUUGUAUUGUGUGUGACUUGAAGAAU
Molecule: messenger RNA, 1297 nt
Organism: Abrus precatorius (Indian licorice)
Lineage: Eukaryota; Viridiplantae; Streptophyta; Magnoliopsida; Fabales; Fabaceae
Product: solute carrier family 25 member 44-like
Exons: 7
Coding region: 3-950 (315 amino acids)
Biological process (GO): transmembrane transport
Source: RefSeq, a predicted model, not a curated record